UGAAUAUGUAUGAGUAUGUAUAAGAGCAGCGGGACUAGUUGAACUCCAAUGCCAUUGUAGAAGUUGCAGCAGAGGAAUUCUCCCGUAGUGUCCUGUCAGUUGAUCACUGUCUUCAGUUUUCAAACUUGAAACUAAGGUAUGUUAUGUUUUUCCUAUGCUAUACAAGCACAGUGAAAACUAUGGUAAUGUAAGACUUUAUUUUCAGUUUGGAAUAAACCUGCUAUUGAGUUCAUCCUACAUGGAAGUACAAGUUGAUAGGAUUUUGUUCAGUACUAUAUAUUUGCCAAAUGUUUUUUUUUUUAAGCCAUGAAUUUUGGAGACCUCCUUUCAUACGCUCGCAUUGGGUACACACACUGGGCGGUGUACACUGGGAAGAAUGAAAAGGGAGAAAAUACGGUUGUCGAGUUUACAGGUGAAAAGGGACCAAACAGUAAAGCAGGAGCCACUGUGAAGGAAGGUCCGCUCAAGGAGAAUUUCACAGUCAAAAAUCAAUGGCAUGAGGAAACACCAAAAUCUGAAGCAGAGAUGAGAGCAAAUGUUGAGAAGGUUUUGCGUGAUGGCGCCGGAAAAUACGGAAUACUCGACAACAACUGUGAGCACCUAGCCACAUUUAUUCGCUACGGGAAAGCCCAAUCACUACAGGCAAAUCGCGUUCUCAAUACGGCAUCAGACUUUAACAACGAAAUUGCAGAUAACUUCGGUGCAUCUGCCUUUGGUUCGUCCAAUAUGAAAUUUUAAUUAUUUCUUCAAUCUGCAUUCCCCCUCCACUGCACUCACAUGUUAUUUGAUUUGUAGUGAAUGUUUUUUUUUUUUCAAUCAUAUUAAAGUUGAUUUGGCUCCAUGUGUCUUGAUUGUACAAAAAUAUCUUCAAUUUAACAAGAUUCAUGUAACUUUUAGAACAGGUUUUUUUAUGUCACUUUGAGAGGAGUUUUAAAGCAGCCAGUGGGAUAAUUAAAAAUUUACUUCUUUUAAAUAACCAAUUCGCUACUUCCCUACACGCCGGCUCAGUGCACAUCUCAUCAGGGAGACGUGAACCUCUCCCCAUGGCUCCGCUCCAGAUCCCACCGCAGAAGCAGAAUUAACAAGUUACUUUCCCGUUGCCAAACCUAAAUGUACCAUUACACAUUGUUAUAUAUAUAUAUAUAUAUAUAUAUAUAUAUAUAUAUAAUUUAUUUAUUUAUUUUUUAUUUUCUUUUACAAAUCAAGGGAUAACAAUACAAAUGUCCAUGUUUUUUUGUUUUUUUACAGAGAAGGAAUGCAAUCCUUCACAUUGGCCUAAAGCCAAACACAACAAUCUCAAUGCAAAAGUAAAUCAUUCAGAGCUUUUAUUAAAUGCACAGAAACUCUCUGAUUCUUCCAUCCAGAUUGGGGUAUUCUCUGCUUUUAUUGUUAUUUUAUUUCUUAUGCAUUCCAUUUUUAUUCUUAUGUAUUUGUUUCCUUUUCAUGUAGAGCACUUUGAAUUACCAUUGUGUAUGAAAUGUGCUAAAUAAAUAGACUUGCCUUGCCUUGUCUUACAUUCUUUGUGGGAAAGGUAACGAAAAAAGUAGAAGAGGAGACAACACCAACAUAAAUUAUUAGCCUUUCAAAUGACACAUGAUGACCAUUACUAAAAAUUAACACUAUUUUACUGUGUUAAAAUAACCUGUAUUAUUAAAAAUAUAGUUUCCUGUCAAAUUAAUUCCAUUUAGUUUUGUACUAGAUCUUCACAGGGUACUUGCAGAGUUGUUAAAAUAAAAUUGAAAUGAAACAGGCUGGGGCACACAUUCGACAAGCCCUAAAUAUAGCUAGUCAGCAAAACAGGGUAACUGCAAGUUAAAAAUAGAUAUGUUUUAUACAAUCGAUACGUUAUUCGUUUUUGUACAGCACUUUGGUCAGCCUUGGUAUCUUGUAUUGUUUGCUAUAAAAUUAACUGGCUGUUAAAAGUAUUAAACUGAAAGAAGAUUAUACUGUUGUGUUUCAGUGAUUAAACCAAAUGUUGUCAUUACAUAUUACACUAAUCUUGUGUUUGAAACAGAGAUUAUGUGGACUGAAAAUAAGUGCAACUGAAUAAAAGCAUUACAUCAGGUUUUGAACGAAUGACAAGCUGUGUUACAAGUGUGAUCAGUUUGGAUUUUUG
This is a messenger RNA of Onychostoma macrolepis, 2116 nucleotides long. Its product is annotated as phospholipase A and acyltransferase 1-like. The coding region runs from base 307 to 738 and encodes 143 amino acids. The transcript has 3 exons. Gene Ontology annotation, biological process: N-acylphosphatidylethanolamine metabolic process. Gene Ontology annotation, molecular function: A2-type glycerophospholipase activity; glycerophospholipid phospholipase A1 activity. The record is from RefSeq and is a predicted model, not a curated record. Gene Ontology annotation, cellular component: cytoplasm. Lineage: Eukaryota; Metazoa; Chordata; Actinopteri; Cypriniformes; Cyprinidae.